AUGUCCACUGCUGAAUCUGCCCCAACCAAACCAGCCGCCAAGCCAAAGGCUACCCCAGCCGCCAGCACCACUGCCCCAGCAGAGAAGCGUAAGAUCCCAAAGGGAAAGUCAUCAAAGCCAGCUCAAUCUCGUUCCGCCAAGGCUCACAUUGUCUUCCCAGUCUCUCGUAUCGAACGUUUGUUGCGUGAAGGUCGUUAUGCUCCACGUGUCGAAUCCAAUGCUCCAGUCUAUUUGGCUGCCGUCUUGGAAUACUUGGUAAUUGAAACCCUCGAACUUGCCUACAAUACCUGUCACAACUACGGUAAGACUCGUAUCACUCCACAACACAUCAACUGGGCUGUUGGUAACGAUCUCGAGCUUAACCAACUCUUCCAAAAUGUAACCAUUGCCAAUGGUGGUGUCAUUCCAAACUCUGCUCAUCUCCAAACCAAAUCAUCCAAGAAGGGUAAGAAGAGCACCAAGGCUGAGGCUUCCCAAGGUUUCUAA
This is a messenger RNA of Heterostelium album PN500, 486 nucleotides long. It is a transcript of the gene H2AX, whose product is annotated as histone H2A family protein. Gene Ontology annotation, molecular function: DNA binding; structural constituent of chromatin; protein heterodimerization activity. The record is from RefSeq and is a predicted model, not a curated record. The coding region runs from base 1 to 486 and encodes 161 amino acids. Gene Ontology annotation, cellular component: nucleosome. The transcript has a single exon. NCBI's taxonomy places the organism in Eukaryota, Evosea, Eumycetozoa, Acytosteliales, Acytosteliaceae.